AUGUGCCUGUGCUGCAGCACUAAAUGUUGCUUUAUUUUCUUCAACUUGCUCUUCUUGGCAUCUGGAGUUGCCCUCAUCACCAUCGGAGUGCUACAAUACUCAACUUACUCACAGAUGGGUACCUUUGCCGGGAGCAGCUUGUCUAAAAUUGCGAUUGUUCUCAUUUCUGUGGGUGUCACCGUAGCCGUAGUGUCCCUACUGGGCCACGUUGGUGCUUUCACGAAUAAUUCCUGUAUGGUUUCCUGUUUCAUCUGCAUCCUGAUAGUGAUGAUCAUUUUGGAGAUAGCCACAGGAGCCGUCUUUUACGUAUUUCGCAGCAGGACCGCCAUUCUGCAGGCAGAUAGUGCUAUCAGCAACAAGGCACGAGGAGCAAUCAAUGAAUACAAGGUGGAGAAGAGACACACCAUCAACAGAAUUCAGGAAAAGUUCAGCUGCUGUGGUGCAGACAGCUACACCGACUGGUCCAAAAGUGUCGGUUGGGAGAACCACAAUGCUGUACCAGAUUCCUGCUGCGUGACGAAAACUGAAGGUUGUGGACAGGACAAGACCAACGUGCACAAAAAGGGCUGUAUCUCGGCCAUCAAGCGCUUUCUGGUGAAAAACUUCCUGUGGGUCGGUGCUGUCUGCAUCACUCUUGGAGUCGCAGAGGUUUUCGGAGUGUUAGUGGGGGUGUGUUUGUGUCUGGACAUCAAAAGAAAGAGCUAUGGCAGCAUCAGCUAA
Molecule: messenger RNA, 720 nt
Organism: Acanthochromis polyacanthus (spiny chromis)
Lineage: Eukaryota; Metazoa; Chordata; Actinopteri; Pomacentridae
Product: CD63 antigen-like
Exons: 7
Coding region: 1-720 (239 amino acids)
Cellular component (GO): membrane
Source: RefSeq, a predicted model, not a curated record